This is a messenger RNA of Diabrotica virgifera virgifera (western corn rootworm), 1695 nucleotides long. Its product is annotated as protein krueppel-like. The transcript has a single exon. The record is from RefSeq and is a predicted model, not a curated record. Bases 508 to 918 code for a protein of 136 amino acids. NCBI's taxonomy places the organism in Eukaryota, Metazoa, Arthropoda, Insecta, Coleoptera, Chrysomelidae.
UUUUCAUGUAGAAUUAGCUCUUAAAAUUUUUCAUACUUAUUUACUAACACCCUGUAUAUUUAGCCGACUUUAAAAUUGGUAUUUUUUCACGUUUCAUGUCUCAAUUAAAAAAUAUUUAAAUUUUCAAAAUUUUUCCAAUGGUUUGGAAAAAACCUGUUUUUUCUCAAUUUUUCCCUUUUUUUUUUCGAUAUGUUAAAUCUCUACACGUUACUAAAGAAAAGCGUUUCUUAAAAAAAUUUUCAUAUUUUUUUAUUUAUACCUAAUUUGGUUUUUAUUUCAGGUGAUGCACAGGAUAUUACAGCGAAAGUUACCAAACCAUUCAGUGGUCCCAAAGUACAUUUGAAAACUAAUAAAGGUGAAAGACCAUAUAAAUGUGAAAUUUGUAGUAAGCUGUUUACUACUAAAGGUAAUUUAAAGCAGCAUAAGAUAGUUCACAGUGGUGAAAAACCAUAUGAAUGUGAAAUUUGUAAUAAGCAGUUUACUAAACAAAGUUAUUUAAAGGAUCAUAUGAGAACUCACACUAAUGAAAAACCUUAUAAACGUGAAAUAUGUUUUAAAAAGUUUUCUCAAAAACGUCUUUUAAAUAUACAUAUGGCAGUUCACUCUGGUGAAAAACCUUAUAAAUGUGAAAUUUGUAGUAAGCAGCUUUCCCACAAAAAUACUUUAAUUUAUCACAUGAGAGUUCACACUGGUGAAAAACCUUAUGAAUGUGAAGUUUGUGGUAAGCAGUUUACUGUAAUAAGUCAAUUAAAUACUCAUAAAAGAUUUCACACUGGUGAAAAACCUUAUAAAUGUGAAAUUUGUAGUAAGAAGUUUACCCUAAAAAGUACUUUUAAUAGUCAUAUGAAAGUUCACAAUAGUGAAAAACCAUAUGAAUGUGAAAUUUGUAGUAAGCUGUUUACUACUGAAAGUAAUUAAAAUACGCAUAAAAGAGUUCACACUGGUGAAAAACCUUAUAAAUGUGAAAUUUGUAAUAAGCUGUUUACACAAAUUAGUAAUUUAAAUACUCAUAAAAGAGUUCACACUGGUGAAAAACCUUAUAAAUGUGAAAUUUGUAGUAAGCAGUUUAGUGCACAAAAAACUUUACAUAAUCAUAAUAGAGUUCACACUGGUGAAAAACCUUAUAAAUGUGAAGUUUGUAGUAAACAGUUUACGAAAAUUUGUAAUUUAAAUACUCAUAAAACAGUUCACACUGGUGAAAAACCUUAUAAAUGUGAAAUUUGUAGUAAGCAGUUUAGUGCACAAAAAACUUUACAUAAUCAUAAUAGAGUUCACACUGGUGAAGGACCUUUAUAAAUGUGAAAUUUGUAGUAAGCAGUUUAGCCGAUUAAGUAGUUUAAAUUAUCAUAUGAGAGUUCACAAUAGGUUCAUCUCUUUUUAUCUCACAACUUAAUAUGUUUUCCAUCUUCUGCGUUACUUUGCCGGUUAUUAGUGCGCUCAUCACUGUAUAUAGACUACUGUUCUACUAAUAACCAUAUAUUUAGCUCCUAUAUAGUGUCAUACGGGCACAAAUGUACGUACAAGAAACGAUACAAGAAAAUGUAUAUAACUUUCUAAUAUCAGAAACGAUAUUAGAAAUGACACAAGAACAUGCUUAGUUUAAGAUAUGACUAUGAGAUUUCAAAAGCCAAUCUGCCUGAUGUCAGGACAACAAUUAUUGUCAAUGAAACUAGAAGUUUUAUGAAAUGUUGGUUA